Messenger RNA from Poecilia latipinna (sailfin molly), 829 nucleotides. RefSeq lists its product as uncharacterized. Lineage: Eukaryota; Metazoa; Chordata; Actinopteri; Cyprinodontiformes; Poeciliidae. Bases 50 to 829 code for a protein of 259 amino acids. The record is from RefSeq and is a predicted model, not a curated record. The transcript has 5 exons.
ACUGCAGUCCUACGCUGGAAGACAUCUUAAGUUAGAUACGCGUGAAGAAAUGGAAUUUUCACAACUGGAAAGGUUCUUUCGUCAAAACAUACAGACACAAAUGUUUAUAGAAAUUCCACAAUUUUUUGACGACAUCUUAUGGAUCAACAUCCAUGUCUGCUUCCCCUUCACCUUCCUGGUCAUUGGUUUGUCUAUUGUGAUUCAACAGAACGGCCCUGACCACCACUACAUGAAUAUGCUCCUUUCCAACCUACUUCAGCUCAUCGUUGUUAUUGUUGCAGUGACACUUGGAGAAGAACCUGGGAGAAACUAUAUCUCCUCUCUGAUCUAUGGCUGUGGUGUGGCAGCUGCUCUCACCUUCAGGACGAUUGUUGCUUGGAAAAGGUAUUCCUCAGUCUCUUCUGCACAGCUGGACUCUUCUGGAAACAAAAAUUGUUUUUGUGUGGGAUGCAUUAUGGUCUGGACACUUUUUGUUUCUGUUUUCAGCUUUAUGUUUGCCUUCAACAUGACAUUGUAUCUUUUCAUUCUUCCUGUUUUCUUUGUCCCCAUCUUCAUCAUCUUCCUUGUUUGGAUUGUCAGAUCUCUGUCUGCAGCCACCUCAGUACCAGCUGAGGAAAAAUGUAGAACUGUGGGAACUUUGGUUCUGUGGCUUGUUAAUUACUCUGUCACAAUCCUCACACCUGCUAUUUAUGUAGUUUGUGCACAUUGGUUUAACUAUGACAGGGAAAUGCUUUACAUUUUUCUGACACUGUCUCUGCUCAGUCCCUCUCUGGACCUGGUUCUGUUUGUUUUUUGUUGCUUCGUUGUCAGUAAGAAGUCGGCAAAAUAA